Chrysoperla carnea is the source of this 1407-nucleotide messenger RNA. RefSeq names its product skin secretory protein xP2-like. Lineage: Eukaryota; Metazoa; Arthropoda; Insecta; Neuroptera; Chrysopidae. Bases 33 to 1286 code for a protein of 417 amino acids. The transcript has 2 exons. The record is from RefSeq and is a predicted model, not a curated record.
UCGUCUUCAAUUCAUCUAUCUCCUCUCAUACCAUGAAGACAUUCGUGGCUGUAUUUGCUAUUUUGGCAGUAGCUGCUGCAUCUCAAACAGCUAAGAAACAUGACAAACGGGGUUUACUCAAUGGUGGAGCAGACUCCUACGCAUUAGCUGGAAGUGCAGCUAGCUUGGGUGCCGCUAGCAAUACAAUAAUUGAAGGAAAUUCACUUGCUAGUGCAAACGGUUUCAUUCCCAGCGCCGGACCUAUUGGUCUAGGUGGGGGUAAUAUUGCACUUUCAAGUGGUAACAUCGAAUUGGGAGGAGCAUCAUAUGCUUUAAAUGGAGCAUCACUUGGAUUAGGUGCUGGAUCUGCUGGAUUAGCAGCUGGAGCUGCUGGAUUAUCUGCCGGAAAUGGUAUUAUCAGUAGUAAUACAGUUCCUGGAAGAACAACAUACUCGCAAAGUGCUCAAUCAGUUCGUAUCAACCAACCGUAUCCAGUUCAAGUAACCGUUAACCGCAAAGUACCAUACCCAGUACCUCAACCAUACGAAGUUGCUGUUCCACGUCCAGUUCCCGUAGAAGUACCACAACCAGUACGCGUUCAAGUCAAUAAACCAGUACCAGUACAAGUCAACCAACAUGUUCCAGUCGGUGUACCAACCCCAGUCCGCGUCCGUGUUCCAAGACCAUACCCAGUACCAGUUGACCGUCCAUACCCAGUAGAAGUACCACAACCAGUUGGAGUACGUGUACCACAACCAUACGUCGUAAAUGUUCCACAAGCGGUUGUUGCACCACCAACAAACACAAUUAUUGCUCCACUUAAUGGUGGUUCUAUUAACGGUUUAGCACUUAACGGUGCAUCUGGCUUAGCAAUCAAUGGUGCAUCUGGAUUAGCACUUAAUGGUGCAUCAGCUGCUGGAUUAGCAUAUGGUGGUUCAUAUGCUCUUGGUGGUGCUUCUGGUUUAUCACUUAACGGUGGUAGAAUUAUUCUUAACGGUGGACAAGGAUUAUCAGGAUUAUCACUUUCUGGAUCAAAUGGAUUAUUAAUUGGUUCAUCCGGAUUAUCAUCAUCAGGAUUAUCAGGCCUAUCUCUUUCAAAUGGAGCUUCAUCUGGUGCACUCUUAAGCAGUGGUGGCUAUGGUGCUUCCUAUGGUAGUUCAUAUGGUGGUUCAUAUGGUGGUUCAUAUGGAUCAUCAAUUCCAUUGGGUUUAAUUUCAUCAGGAGGAAUCUCUGGAGGUAGUUUGGCAUUAAGUAGUGCCCAUUCUUCAUUGAGUUCAUCCGGCCACAACCACCAUCACCACCAUUAAAAAAUAGUGCCUAGUCUGUUUUGUAUUUUUUAUAUUUAAAUAGUUGUUAAAAUAUCUGUUACUUUGUUAUUUUUUAUAUAUUUUUUUUAAAAAGAAUCAACGAAUAAAUUUUGACUACAUA